This is a messenger RNA of Radiomyces spectabilis, 1257 nucleotides long. Its product is annotated as protein serine/threonine kinase. The transcript has 14 exons. Gene Ontology annotation, cellular component: cytoplasm; nucleus. Gene Ontology annotation, molecular function: cyclin-dependent protein serine/threonine kinase activity; ATP binding. NCBI's taxonomy places the organism in Eukaryota, Fungi, Mucoromycota, Mucoromycetes, Mucorales, Radiomycetaceae. The record is from RefSeq and is a predicted model, not a curated record. Gene Ontology annotation, biological process: protein phosphorylation. Bases 72 to 986 code for a protein of 304 amino acids.
GAACGCCUUUGAUGAACGCUUUCUGACCCGGUUGGUUUAGAAUUCCCUAAUUUUUUUCCUGCCUGCAACCGAUGGACAAAUAUCAAAAAAUUGAAAAGCUGGGUGAAGGCACCUACGGCAUCGUGUACAAAGCUCAGAAUCGCGAGACAAAUGAAGUUGUAGCAUUGAAACGUAUUCGAUUGGACAAUGAAGAAGAAGGAGUACCUUGUACGGCGAUCCGAGAAAUUUCGCUCUUGAAAGAGUUAAAACACAUCAACAUCGUUAGAUUAUACGAUGUAUUGCAUACCGAGAAAAAACUCACCCUCGUGUUUGAGUACUUGGAUUCGGAUUUGAAAAAGUUCCUGGAUUCUUAUGGUGGAGACAUUGAUGUUGUCACCAUUAAGCAAUUGAUGUACCAGUUACUGAAAGGCAUUGCCUUUUGUCACGCACACAGAGUCUUACACAGGGAUUUAAAACCACAGAAUCUGUUGAUUAAUAAGAAAGGUGAACUGAAAUUAGCUGAUUUCGGUUUGGCGCGAGCGUUUGGUAUACCAGUACGAAGUUAUUCACAUGAGGUUGUAACAUUAUGGUAUCGUGCCCCUGACGUAUUAAUGGGAUCCAGACAAUACUCGACAUCCAUCGACUUGUGGUCGGCCGGUUGUAUUUUUGCUGAAAUGGCAUCUGGACGCCCGUUAUUCCCUGGCAGCUCUAUUGCAGAUCAGCUUCAACGCAUUUUCAAAGUAUUAGGUACACCAACAGAAGAGACAUGGCCAAAAGUAUCGCAACUUCCCGAGUACAAGCGAGAUUUCGAGAUCUUUGCUCGAAUAUCUCUUGAAUCUUUACUCCCCAAACUUGAUGCGCUCGGCAUAGACUUAUUAAAACGACUCCUUGAAUAUCCUCCGGAAAAACGCAUCACGGCAAAUGACGCUCUCCAACAUCCAUAUUUCGAUGAGUUGAGAAAGAAGGAACAAAAUGCGGAGAUUAAUAGCGUGCAUGAUGCCAAAUAGCCCUGCACAAAAUAGGGUGCCACAUUAUGAUCAUAUUACAUCGGGAUAGCAUUGUGAAUGGAAAUAAGGAACUUUUUCUUUUUUCAACGGCGAAACUGGUAGCAAUUACAGUAGGGAUUGGUUGUUGUGUAGGAUUACAAAAUGCCCAAGGGCGAGAAGAGAAGAAUUUACCUGCAAGUGGCUGGUCAUUCUUUCAGAGCUCUAUUAGAAGGGUGGGUGAAUGAGUCUUGUAUAUUGAUUUCUAUGGUAAUAAUGCCCAUUGCAAGUUUAA